Messenger RNA from Sinocyclocheilus grahami, 1394 nucleotides. RefSeq names its product deleted in azoospermia-like. Lineage: Eukaryota; Metazoa; Chordata; Actinopteri; Cypriniformes; Cyprinidae. The record is from RefSeq and is a predicted model, not a curated record. The coding region runs from base 175 to 873 and encodes 232 amino acids. Gene Ontology annotation, biological process: 3'-UTR-mediated mRNA stabilization; positive regulation of translational initiation. The transcript is spliced from 10 exons. Gene Ontology annotation, molecular function: translation activator activity; mRNA 3'-UTR binding; protein binding. Gene Ontology annotation, cellular component: cytoplasm.
AUGCCCAGAUUGCUUAAUGAAGAAACAUGAACAAACACGUGUUGGAGAUCGAUCCGGUUUCGGCCUUGAGUGUGUUGAGCAAUUUGAAACGUCUUCAUUUAGUAUUUCGGCUGACUUUGGGGUGUAUUUUUAGGGAAUAAGUAACAAAACGUGUGGCCUUACUUCAAAUCUAAGAUGUAUCAGGGCGUUAAGUUACCCCUGUGCCUCAUAUGUGGGUUAUAUUCACAGGAUAUCCAGAAGCACCGUCAGGGCUUUCCGUCCUCUCUGAAGUUGUCUAAUGGUUAUAUUUUACCUGAGGGCAAGAUGACGCCCAACACACUGUUCGUCGGCGGGAUUGACAUGAAGGUGGAUGAGAACGAGAUCCUAGAGUUCUUUGCCAAGUAUGGGUCUGUAAAAGAAGUGAAAAUCAUCACUUAUCGAGGAGGAAUAUGCAAAGGGUAUGGUUUUGUUUAUUUCAGCGAGGACGUUGAUAUCCAGACUAUCGUUGAUCAGCCGAUCAGUUUUAAAGGGAAAAAACUCAAACUGGGACCUGCCAUCAUGAAAGAGCGAAAUUCUCUAUUUCCAGGUUCCGUGUCAUCUCCAAUGAUUGGUCCAUCACAGUGGAUAAGCCCCAGCCCGUAUGUGUACUGCAGCUGCUGUCCCCCAGGCCUGGCCCCGCCCUCACCUGUCUUCAAUGGAGGGAAUCAAUACAUGCAGCCUUACACGUACUCCAGUCCUCCAGGAUUUAUUGUCCCACAGGUGCCCAUGAACUAUGCACAGACCACAUAUGCAUACCAGUAUCCCCUGCCACAGUGGUGUGGAGAGCAGAGGACGAGGCUUGUCAAUCAGAACUAUGUGGAUUGUGGAGUCCAGACUUUGCUAACCCUUCUGUAGCCUUCAGCACUAGCACAGACUCCUUUUCUUGGGUAGAAUCCUAUAGAAGCAGAGGAGAACAACUUGAUGGAGAUCAAGCAAUGAACUUCGUUGUCCAAACUUUCAAACACCUUUGCAAAUAGGGUCACCCUGGGUGUGAUGUGAAGGUGUAUAUUGAGGGAAUGACAUUUAUGAUCAUACGAUCAUACUGUAACCUAAUUCCUCACAUCCACACACUGAAACAUUUGACGAGCUUUCUUCGCUUUGGCUUGUUCCACCCAUUUAUUUGUAUUGUCUGUGUUUUUCUUUCUUUGUCAUGGCUAACUAACUUUAAAGACACUUUUAAGCUCACAAAUACAUAUUUAUAUUUUACGUUUGCUUAUUUUAAAGUUUGACUCACUGUUGGUGAUGCACUGUAUGCAUUUAGGUAACUGUUCUGACUGUGUUUUAAAUCAAUGUUCAUUUGAUUACUUUAUUUAGGCUGGCGAGUGUUCACUGUUAAACUAGUUUUAUUUUGGGGUUUUCACAUUCAGGGCACAUGU